AAUCCACUCAUACCUCACCAGCGCACGAGAAUCAGUAAAUCUCAACCUUUUCGUUCGUGAGAAUCAGUAAGAUUCGGAAGAGAAACAGUGCAGAGAGUUGACCUGCACAAUCGAGUAUAUAGACGCGCACGGAAGGCAGAUGUGGCAGGGUAUCUACAAUCACGCCUUCUGCUUCACGAACUUCGGAACUCUACAUCAGAUUCUGAGUGGCAUGGAAGGUAUCGGAGCUAUGAGUAACCUCAAACUCAUAGCUCUGAUAAGCAUCGUCGUGCUUGUCUUCACGAGCACCACCUUCCUGGUCGAGAAGGUCGGAGCAGUGGAUCAAGAUCCCCUUCUAGGUUUCUCUCGAAAUGCCACCAGAUCAACUGUUAGACGUAUCUGUGGAGGUGCUCGGGCUGCUCUGGACAUAGAAAACUUCUCGGGCCUCAUAGCAAUGAAUACAAUCGACGAUCAUUUCAGGUUUCAGCAUAGACCUUGUAGUUGUAGAAGAUGUAUCAGCCUCACAACCCGAAGAAGCGCAAAUCAUCCCCAUAGAAUACACGAAGGGCUCGAGCGUAAUAGAGUAGAUUUCCGCACUCCUGGUGCAAAUGCAGGUAAAGAGUCAGGUUGGGUUUUUGCGGAGCGAAUGUACAAGACGCUUCUGCUGGAUUUACAGAACUUCUAUCUUUAAUACUGGGGCAGAUUUCCGACAUUUCAAAGGAGCUGAGGGAGUUCGAGUUGUAGGUAGUAUACUUUAGCUUAGAAUAAUAGGGUGAGCACCAGGCUCCGAUGUACAUUUGUAGCGCCUGCCUUACAAGGCACUUUCAAUUAAAAAUCCGUCUGAAUUUUACCUCUGC
Molecule: messenger RNA, 836 nt
Organism: Marchantia polymorpha subsp. ruderalis
Lineage: Eukaryota; Viridiplantae; Streptophyta; Marchantiopsida; Marchantiales; Marchantiaceae
Source: the annotation of a GenBank genome assembly